Molecule: messenger RNA, 9572 nt
Organism: Paramuricea clavata
Lineage: Eukaryota; Metazoa; Cnidaria; Anthozoa; Malacalcyonacea; Plexauridae
Source: the annotation of a GenBank genome assembly
AGCGGCAAUAAAACAGAGUUGAAAGUGUGACUGUGGUGACUGUUUUAUAUAAAAUCCGUAAUUUUUUGGUUGUUUCCGAAGAUGACUGCUAUUCUUAAUGUGGUAAAAGAAGACGAAGUGUCUGUUAAUCCUCUGUUAAGUAUGUAUGAGUUCCAUUGUCCAGAGAUCUUUGUGUGGAUUUAUCUAUUUUAAUAGCAUUUGAUAGAGAUUUGUGUGUUAGUGAGACUGUUGCUGACUGUAUAGAGAGCUGUUGGGAGAGUAUGUUCAAUUAUCAUAUAUAAUCGUCCAAUGAUUACAAGUAAUUCUUAAAUGUUGGACAACAUAAAAAUGUUAAACAACAACUUGAUUUAUAAUUCAGGGCUCAAAAUAACAUUUCAUGUUACGCCGGUCAUGGUGACCGGUCAAAUGUGAUUUCUGACUGGUCAACUCCCAUGAGACCCCAUGAAUACUUGCCUCCCUGCAGCACAUUGCUCACUCAAUGUUGACACCAAGAUGCACACAGUAUAAUGAUAACACAAUUAAAGUUUUAAAUAAACUUUGUCAUAUCUUAAUUUUGUCAUAUAUAUCUAGGCGUAAAAAAAAAUACCUGUGGUUCCGGUUUCAUAUCGUGAAAAAAUUAGGGUCGGUAGGUCGGAAAUAAUUUUUUUUUUUUAAUAUUUUUUUCAUGGUUUUAGCGGUUUUUUGCUGGGCGAUUUGCAGUAGAGUCCCGACAUCAAUAUUAACUAGAGAUGCGUAUUUCCUAUGGACGAAUUUAGGCAAUUUGGUUCAAUAAUUAGUGUGACAACAGACGCCAUUUUGGCACGCUGUAUGAGCAGCCCGCAACCACCUGGAGAAAAUAAGGUCGUACGGUCAAUCGCGCUGAAAAAAUAAUAGGGUCGGCAGAAAAAAAAUAGGGUCGGUCGGGAACCGGAACCACAGGUAUUUUUUUUUUACGCCCUAUUAUAAAUUAUCUGAUCAGCAGUUGGCAUAAGAAAUUCAACUUAAAUUUGAAGAAAAUCCUUACAUAAUAUUUAACUGGUCCACAACAGCACAAGAAUCGAUCUCGUUCCCACAGCCAAAAUGUGGUUGGUCACAUUUGGCCCAUCAUUGACCAGCCGUUAUUUUGAGCCCUGUAAUUAUUGCCUUGUUUGUGUUUUACAUGCAAGAAGAAUUGGACAAUUCAAAUAAAGUCACUUGAUACUCGAAAAACAAAUGAGGCACAUGACAAAAUACGCCCCUUGAUGAGUCAAGGCACAUGCGGAGGCACACAUGUGCAUGAUCGCUUGCCUCAAACGGCCAGGUCUGAGUAUGUUGGCUUUGUUUAACCUGUUGAGUCGCAUUUACUCUGUUUAACUCUCUUCUCAGAGAAACCUCUGCCUGUCUCAUCAACACUUUGUGAUGUACAAUACCAAUCAUCCAACGUUUGGAUAAAUAAACUGGUUGUAGCCAGUUAUGACCAGUUUUUAAAACAGACGCAUGUGCUGAAUAUAAAUUGUUGGCCAUUAUAUGCGCCCACCUCACUUCAAAACAUUGCAGCCAUUUAAAAUGUUUCUGGCAAGCAAUUGCCUUAGUUUUUUUAACAAAUAUCUAGUCUUAUACAGCGCUGUUCCUCAUGAUAAUUCACAAAUAGAUUUUAUUAAACAAAGAGUUUAUUUCACUCCUAACAAUGUUUUCCUCACUGGACGCCCUUUCGGACACAUAUAAUAUUCCUGUGUUGUCUUGUAUUAUGAAAUGUCAAUUACUUCAUAGAUAUCGGGUAUGUUGUUGUUUUGAAGUCAGAAAUAUGCAUGAAAUAUAAUUGCAUGGAAAAUAAAGUAUUGAAUCAGAUAUAAAACAGAGCUAUGCAAUUGUUGGGAAAAUUUAAAGCUGCAUUUGGUGGGUAAUCCAAGUGAGCAUUAUAUAGUACGCAAUUUAAGACCUAACCAGGAAUGGUUGCGAAAAAUGCAACAUUAGGUCCUUUGGCAGGAAUCCAACCUGCGGCCCUGCGAUUCAACUUUAUUAAUAAAAUAAUAUUUUUAUUGCGGUGCAGUGCUCUAAACAACUGAGCUACUGAGGCCAGUUGUCGAGCUGUAAAAUUAAUGCAAGUUCAUGUAUAUAUAUACAGUACUUAUACUGUAGAUUUGUUGCCUGGCUGUAACCACAAGUUCAUCUAUAAUACAGUAGAUUUAUCUAUGUAUACCCUGUACAUGAACUUGCAAUUACAGCACAACAACUGGCCUCUGUAGCUCAGUUGGUUAGAGCGCUUCACCAGAAUCACAGGGCCACAUGCUCAAUUCCUAGCGUUCUUGGUAUUUCUAGCAUUCUUAAUGUUUCUAGCAUUCUUGAUGUUCCUAGCGUGCUUGGUGUUUCCAGUGUUCUUAGUGUUUCUAGCAUUCUUGAUGUUCCUAGCGUGCUUGGUGUUUCCAGUGUUCUUAGUGUUUCUAGCAUUCUUGAUGUUACUAGCGUGCUUGGUGUUCCUUGCAUUUUUGGUGUUUCUAGCAUUCUUGGUAUUUCUAGUAUUCUUGGUAUUUCUAGUAUUCUUGGUAUUUCUAGUGUUCUUGGUGUUCCUAGCAUUCUUGGUGUUCCUAGCGUUUUUAGUGUUUCCAGUGUUCUUGGUGUUUCUAGUGUUCUUGGUGUUUCUAGUAUUUUUGGUGUUUCCAGUGUUCUUGGACAGCUAGUGUUUCUAAUGUUCUUGGUGUUCCUAGCGUUUUUGGUGUUUCCAGUGUUCUUGGUGUUUCUAGUGUUCUUGGUGUUUCUAGUGUUUUUGGUGUUUCCAAGUGUUCUUGGUGUUUCUAGUGUUCUUGGUGUUUCUAGUGUUUUUGGUGUUUCCAAGUGUUCUUGGUGUUUCUAGUGUUCUUGGUGUUUCUAGUGUUCUUGGUGUUUCUAGUGUUCUUGGUGUUUCUAGUGUUCUUGGUGUUUCUAGUGUUUUUGGUGUUUCCAGUGUUCUUGGUGUUUCUAGUGUUCUUGGUGUUCCUAGCGUUUUUGGUGUUUCCAGUUUUCUUGGUGUUUCUAGCGUUCUUGGUGUUUCUAGUGUUUUUGGUGUUUCCAGUGUUCUUGGUGUUUCUAGUGUUCUUUGUGUUCCUAGCGUUCUUGGUGUUCCUAGCGUUUGUGGUGUUUCUAGCAUUCUUGAUGUUCCUAGCGUGCUUGGUGUUCCUUGCAUUCUUGGUGUUUUUAGCAUUCUUGGUGUUUUUAGCAUUCUUGGUGUUUUUAGCAUUCUUGGUGUUUCUAGCGUGUUUGGUGUUUCUAGCGUUCUGGUUGUUCCUGUCAUUUCUGCCGUUCUCGCAUGUCCUACCUUUGUUGGUUUUUCUAACUACUGUAAAUAAAUUACAAUAUUACGGAACAGUAACUUGGUUGAAUAAGUAUUUAGUAAUUAGUACUCGAUUUCUACAGCCGUAUCUCGUACCCUUAGGUGAUAUAUACUGUACAGUACGUAUACAGUAUGAUACAGAUAACUGUUUGAAACACAGUUGAAAAUUUUAAAUUCUAGUUCAGUUUACCAAUGGUGACGUAAAUACGGAGAGUAAUGAUCAUCUCAAGUUUACACUUUAUAAGAGUUCAAACACUGAAGAUGUAAGAAAAAAAUUCAGGAGGACAUUGGUGAGUAUCACAGGUUAAAGUUAGUAGGGUCAAAGCCUUACGUCCCGUGACCAACCUUCGGCUAGUAAAGUUUUAUGAUUUAUUUUCAUUAUUUAGGGUAUUUAUGACAAAAUAAGAUUCCAUGCCGGUCUUCAAAAUCUGGGCAAAAGUCUGCAGAGCAAAAAAAUUAAAAAUUAGAACUGGCGGCCAUUUUGAAUAAAUUAUUUUUUAGCGAAUGUCAUAGUCUUGUCAAAAAUACUUAUUUCUAUACUUUUAAAUCAAAGUUUGUCAUAAAACAGGCAUCAGGAGCCAAUUUAAUGCAAAACCCGAGAAAAAGUGAUUAUAUAAAUGAUAUUUUUAACAAAGGGUAUGAUGUCAUCAAAAUACUUAUUGUAAUAAUAAUAGAAUAACAUAAUUCGUGGGAAAGAAAUUACUUUCUGCAGCUAUUCUCAAUUCAAGCAUACGAAAACAAAGAAUCGGUAACAAAAUUUAAUGUUUAUAUGCCAGAUCGUUUUACAAAAAGAUACAUGAGCUUUGCAAACAAUCAGUCAACUCAGUCCUCUUCAUCUGAUGAGGUGUCCAAAUCAGAGUCUAUCACGUCGGAAAACUCAGAAUCAAUCUCUGAGUCAUGUGGAGGUAAAGUGUUGGAUAAGGUAAGAGGAAGCGGAGGUUGCGUGUGUCUCACUGGUUUACAACACCCAUCGAUGAGUUCCCAACCGUGACCAGCAGGUGAGGGAUGAGUUCUUAGUUCAGGAUGACGUUGGAUGUAGGCCAAGUAAUUAGCUCGGAGAAUGUGCUGCUUUAGAUUGUCCGAGUCGGGUGGAAGACGCAUCAAGGAUUUGUUCUUUUGCCCUUUCCACUUAGCUGCUCUGGUAAUAUCCAGAGAAGAACUAUGUACACCACCGUAUACAAACCGUGUGACAUAAGAUACGAGGUCAUUUAGAACAUCUUCUUUUAAAGGAAGGCUCUCCCCACAGCUUGAAAGAAGUCUGCGGCACUCAACACUCUUUACCAUUUUGUCAUAGAGGGUCGAUUUACCAUGACCAUAAAAGCAGCUAUUUGCAUCACAGCCAGUCAUGACAUGGAAUUGGAUAAGACAUUUAGCGAUGUCCUCGUCAGCACACAUGCCUCUGCAGAAAAGCAAUUCCUUCUUUUUCUUGAUGCAGAUUAUACCAGGAACAUCGUGCGAAAUGGCAGCUGCCUGUAUGUAUAGACAUCUGUGUCCGCUGCAUCUAUGAUCACAGGGUCAUUGUAACCAGACGCCCUCAGAGCUGUGUAAAAUGACAGUAUGAUGGUGUCAGCCUCGCACUGAUCGAAGGCAAGGUCUUGUUGAAUACUACCAGAUGAGAGAUUUACACAUUCUACGCCAACUGAAUAGAGCAGGACUUGAUUGAUUGACUGGAUAACUUUAGAUAGUUGAGACUUAAUAAGUGCCUGCAGACGUCUCUUAUUCCCGGAACUGCAGAGAAAGGUCUUAAAACCUCGUGCUGAUGGAAACUUGCCAGUUGAUUUCAUAUACACAUUGGGAAUAUGACCUUGCCCCUGGAUACGCGACUCACGCUCGUCAUCUUUGAUGGAUUCAACGUCGGAUCAUAUGGGUCGUUAAUGCAGAUAAUGGUAGUAGCGUCCACAUGGCGUGCAAGUAGCAUGCUGGUAACUUUGUCGGUGUAGUCACCCCAGGUAUAAGUAGACCCAUUGUUCUUUUCUCGGCCCUCCAUAGUGGGAGAUGCAAGUCGCCAGAUCAUCCCCAUGUCAACCAGCGCGGUGUAAGAUGAGACAUCAAUUGGCUCUUAUGUCAGUUUCUGGAGUACCUUGCUCUUCUGUGUCUUCCUGAAGGUACCAUUAACAUUGAAUAGCGUGAGACACCCCUCAGUUAUGCGGUAUUUCAUUACAUCAGAAAGCAUCAUCAAGCCGCUGACAUCAACAAGAUUAACUACAGACGCCAAAGCUCUGUUUUCCAUUUCUCCCUGUUUAACUUUAAGGACUUCGCCAGUUUUGGUCGUUGGUGCUUUAGCGAAAGUGAGACGAGAGUGACGCUUGAUACGAUCAUACAGAGACUUUUCCUUCGAAUAAACACGCUCGUCCAUGAAUUCUUUCAAAUUUGCUUCACCAUCUUGUUUGGGCUGUCUGGAAAUCACGGAUCAUCUCAGUUGGAGCGGGAAUUGCUGAUUGCAAGGUUCGUAGAUUUGGUGAUGACACGUCAAAAGGGAAGCAAUCAAACUCCUUGAUGCAUGCAACGAGAUCCUGGACAGCUUGUUCGUCCUUGCACAUUCUUGUGGGAGCACACUCAGAAUGUUUUCGUGAUUUUUGCUUUCUGUUGUUUUGAUUGUGAACAGCGGUGCGAACUCGACCAAGAUUGUUGGCAUUUCUGAUGUCAGUCAUCAGCUGCUUCUCAUUACGGAGGAUUGACAGCCAACCAGCCUUUAACUUUGAGCCCUUGUUCAUGGUCAUCUCGAUCCACAUGUCCCAAGGGAUGCAUGAAUAUGGAUUACCUGUAAUAGACUGGGCGAAGUUUGAACUGAAGAACUGCGUUUGAUCCGGAGAUAGUGACGAAAGCAUAGCCCAAAAAUGUGGUAGCCAGCGGCCGUAGUGUGUCUGAUCGUAGAUCACCAUCCAAGGCAUCAUCUCUCGCAGAAAGGUGAGGAAUUCGUCCCAGUUGCACGUGUGAAUGGCAUACACAUUCAUCAUCAAAAUCUCGACCAUUGUCAUAAAGUCAAGCCAGUAGCAAGCCAUGUCUGUCUUCUCAAUCUUAUCAAACAUGUUGUUUAUAAGAGUAUCUACGGCUGGAUCAUUCUCAAGUUCCUUUUGAGCAGUAGCGAGGGAGUCCUGAGAGUUUGCCUUUGGAUCACGGAGUAUAGCAAGUCUAGUCAUCGUGGAAGCCUCAAGCUGCGAUUCCUCGUGGAACUGGUUUAGAAGGAGAUGCAUAAAUGACUCGUACAUUAGCAUUAGGCAACGCAGAGCUCGCUUAUAAUGCUUCCCUCUCAAAGCUUGAUCAACAGAACCUUCAGCAAUGACACCAGCAGCAACUAAAACAUCGGCUAUCUCACUUCCUUUAUGACGCUUAUAUAUGGCAUAGAUCAUAGAACCUUGAAUAUGGAAGGGACCAAGGAAUGGAAUGAUUUUCUCGAAUUUCUCUGGAUGUUCACUCUUGAUCUCAACGAGCAGUGUGUACACCGGUUGAUCUCAAACGACCACAGAUGGCAUGUUCUUUCUUUGAAUUGCUUUAUUAGCCUUUACCAGAACAUCGUUGAGAACCGCCUCUUUCGGAGGAUCUGGGUAUGUCAUGAAGUAGUAAGGUUUGCUCUUUUCUACGGAGGUUGAGAUCAAUGCUUGGAAGCUAGCAAAAGCAGGUACCAUUUGAUCAACGGUAGGAGGCCGCUCACCAGCAGCAUUAGCACGGACGAGUGUGUGAAUAACACACCGUUUUCUUUGAGGAACUGUACUCCCAACUUUAGGCUCUACUCUAACACUGACUGUCGGCUCUCCUCGCUUGUAGGUAACGUAACGAUCGUGUGUGUUCAUGCCCGUUGCGAUAUUCUUUAGGCGUGACGAAAGGGUUUUAGCAUUUUUGACACGUUCACCAGACUGAAUAUCAGGAUGUUCAAGAGAGACCGGUUGAACAUACAUUACGUUAGUACGAUGUGAUGUAUCACCACCAGUCAAUGUGUCAUUUUGAAAAUCAUCGUUGUCGACGACUAUGACUCCAGGUGUGUUUUCCGCAAUCUCGUUGGGGCACUCACUGCAGAGCUGGAUGUCAUGCACCGCCCAUGCGUCACGCAACAGAAGAACUGACGAGUAAUUAAUGCCAACACCACAUUUGUGGAAUGUGUCAACUAACUCCUUACUACGAGUAAGACCGUGCAAAUUCAUACUCAGGUUUACUGCAGUAGUUGUUGGACUCCCAGUGACAUAGUAGGUGAUCAUUGAAGCUAGAGCUCGGACUUUGGCAUCUUGCUCAACCUGACCAGGUUUUUUGAGUGAUGAGAUAAGUUGAACAAGAAGAGGUGGGAGAUUUUCCUCCUGCUCGAGCUCAACAACUUGUGGUGGCCAGGGAAUUGUUGUUGUUUGUUUGACUUCCUUCCUCAGUCUACUAGCCACGUUCUCUACUAGUUGUUCAUUGCUUAUUCCAAGUGAGCAGAUAGUGGACUCAAUGUAUGAAGCGCCACCUGCCGUAUCGUAGACAACCUCGCUCUGAUUCUUCUGAACACGUACAUGGAAACCUAUUCCCUCCCACUCCAAAUUCCCGUAAUAAUAUCUCCUUCAUGUAGCUCGAUUUCGCCCCGGUAGUUGGGAAGCCAUAAUUACCCACAAUGGUUUUAUAAUCAUGUAGCAGCCCUUGCAGGGUCCUUAUCUCAUGGUCCUCAAAAAUAACCCUACGAGCAUGAUCUAUAAACAUAGUCUGUGCCUCACGAAAUGUCACAUCGUUUACGAGAUUAUGCUGUUGUUCAACAGGAAUCUUUUGAUAGGCGCCAAUGUACUUAAGCCAACACUUAUGAUGGUAUCUGAUCUCAGUUGAAAAGGGGUCAGUUAUUGAAUCGAUAAGGCGGUUGAUCCUGUCUCUCAUGGCAUCAUCCUGAAGAACUACGGUGUGGCUUUUAAAGACAUUCCAUGCCGGUAUGUACGAAAUAAGAAGCCAUUUUCCCGUGCGCUCAGGAUGCUUGGUGUCUUCAGGUUUCAUACACCACACACAGAGAUUUUUGUCAUGUACGAUACCCACGCUCGAUCGGAGACAUUUUGGUGCAGGUCCUGCCAAGUCGUGAUCAUCUGGGCAUUCAUGAGAAGAUGAGUCUCUUUCACGUUUUUGUUGCCUGAUCUUUGCUCUAUUCAAUUUAUCUGAGCUAGAUAUGUCAAAACGACAAUUACCAUGCACAUGUUUACCACUGGGCCCCUGUUGCCAAUUCACAGUGUCAUACACAUUUCCGAACAUAUCAAGACCUUUCCAGUUAAAGGCUUUAAGUUUGAGUUUUUCCCAUGCUUCUUCACCUAAGUUGUCGAUUGCAUUUGAUGCAUCACACGGUUUUUGGCAUUGAAGAAGACAAGAAAACUGUGUUUUAGAAGUCAUAUUUUACAGUUUUCAAGAAAAACAUAAAGAAAACAGAUGGAAACAACACAUUACAUGUUAAAUUUGCAUAUUAUCCCGUCAUAUUUCCAUAAACAUGCAAAAUUAAUAUGGCUUCCUCAAUUAAUAUGGUAUGUACGUCAUGUAAUAUAAAUAUAGUUAGGUUAAAAAUGAAACACGUUUUCUUGGCGAAAUUUGGAUAUUUACUUCGGGGUUUUUAUUAAAUAGGCUCCUAAUGUUUGUUUUAUGACGAAAUUUUAUUGCAAAGCGCACAAAUAAGUAUUUUUGACAAGACCGAUACCAUUUACUAAAAACAUUAUUGAUUCAAAAUGGCCGCCGAUCCCAUUUUUUAAUUUUUCGCUCUGCAGAUUGUUGCCCAGAUUUUGAAGACCGGCAUGGAAGCUUAUUUUGUCAUAAAUACCCUAAAUAAUGAAAAUAAAUCAUAAAACUUUACUAGCCGGAGGUUGGUCACGGGAUGUAAGACUUUGACCCUACUAAGUAGUACUUUUCUGUAGACUAAGGAUUUGGCAAGAGAGUUUUUGUCGUAAACUGUAAGAGGAAUGAAAAAGUGAAUUAAUAUAUCUUACUACAGUGCAUUUUGAACAAUGUUCAAACAACUUUCAGCAAUUUCACUAUAUAGGAAAUAUCUUAAUUAAAGCAAUAAGUAAAGUAAGUAUAUCAUUAAUAAUGUUUUCACAUGUUGUGUAAGAAUAUAACGAAAAAACGUAAUAAAGAUUGAAAAAGCUGAUCAAAAUUCAAAAUUUCUUUAAUGUUUUAUAUUCUAAAUAAGUGAAGGUAACAAUUUACAGUAUGCUAUAUAGGUGCUGUAAUAAUUCUGUAAGAAUAUGUGAAAACACUAUACUUCUAGGUAGCUGAAACAAAUAGAAUGAAAUAUUCUGGCAGCAAUUUUGGAAUGGCAGCACGAUCAAGCUCAUUAUGCAAGUAAGUUUACCUCUGAAAGCUGUGGAUUGAAAGGGAU